GUUUGUUAGUCAAAGUUCUGAAUCGAUGAGGUGAAGAUGCAGCUGCUUACAGGAAUCGUUUUGGUGAUCGCCGCUCUUAUGCUUGUCGGCACUCAGACUGAGGCAGCCGUCUCUCGGGGCAUCUUUAAAGACCCUGCUCAUCCAGGAAAAUGUGUCGUCGAUGGACUUGUUCUGAACGACGGGCAGUCGGCUCGUCACCCCAAUCUGUGUGCCCGUGUGGUGUGCGGAAAGAAUAGCGAGGGACAGAUACAGACAUGUGGAGUUGUUGGCCUGCAGCCCAAACAAAAGUUUGGCAAGUACACAGCACCGAAUGCUGACUAUCCCGCAUGCUGUAAUCGUGAAAUUCUUGAUGCCUAAUUAAGCGAUCUUCGAAAAAUGAAAUAAAUAUUAUACGCGACCAAGAAAAUA
Drosophila miranda is the source of this 408-nucleotide messenger RNA. RefSeq lists its product as uncharacterized. The record is from RefSeq and is a predicted model, not a curated record. NCBI's taxonomy places the organism in Eukaryota, Metazoa, Arthropoda, Insecta, Diptera, Drosophilidae. The transcript is spliced from 2 exons. The coding region runs from base 37 to 357 and encodes 106 amino acids.